This is a messenger RNA of Camponotus floridanus (Florida carpenter ant), 2858 nucleotides long. RefSeq names its product proteoglycan Cow (gene Cow). Gene Ontology annotation, molecular function: protein binding; calcium ion binding. Gene Ontology annotation, biological process: establishment of protein localization to extracellular region. Bases 67 to 1278 code for a protein of 403 amino acids. The transcript is spliced from 10 exons. Lineage: Eukaryota; Metazoa; Arthropoda; Insecta; Hymenoptera; Formicidae. The record is from RefSeq and is a predicted model, not a curated record.
GAUCCGAAUAGUGAACUUUGUCGCCCACUUAAUUGCAAAAAGAAAGAACUUUGCCUCUUGGAAGACAUGUUUACUGCUGUCUGCGUCUCGAAAAAAGAACUUCACAAAUCAGGGGACAUAGUGAUUCCAAAAUCUCGUGCAAUUCAACGAAUAAAGACCGAAGUUUCAGUCGAUUCCGACGAUGAUGAUGCCUUUUUUGAUUCUGAAGACGACGACGAUGAUCAAGACGAAUCAAAAUGUCAAGAAUGUCCCGUGAUAAAACCUACGUUUCUGUGUGGAAACGAUAAUCGUACAUAUAGUUCACCAUGUCGUCUCGAAUAUCAUAAUUGCAUUCACCAUACGUCCGUCCACAUUGCCUGCAAAGGUUUUUGUCCAUGUAAAGUUGCUGAUCUACGUUUGUACUCGAAAAAGAUGCAAAUACAGAGGAAGAAGACACUCAUGGGUAAGAUGGGACACAACCAUGACAUUACUUUCACGCCUCACGACUUCAAUUACGACAAUCAUCAUUACCAGUAUCUCAAGUAUACUAAACGCGGCAAAGAUCUCGCCAUCGCGAACAGAUAUGACGACAAGCAUCUAAACAACAAAGUCACGGAUAAACCCAAAUCAUUAUUUAAAGGAAUAUACAAUAUGCAGUUACCAUCCAAAAAUACCGAUUGCCCAUCAUCAUCUAAACCUGCAAUGGCUAAUCGUCUUUUGGAUUGGUUCUCUGUCGUAAUGAUGGAUUCCAAGCAUCGCCGUCAACAUUCUAAACCUAAAGGUCACUUCCCAAUCGGUUGUCAGAGCGAGGUUAGAUGGAUGUUCGGACAUUUGGACAGUGACAACGAUAGUCGUCUUUCACUCUCCGAGUUGUAUGGUCUAGAACAUGACCAGAAUGAACCAUGUUUGAAACCAUUUCUGGAUAGUUGCGAUACAGACAGUGAUAUUUUCGUAAGUGGAUCCGAGUGGUGUGGAUGUUUCUAUAAAGCCGAACGUCCAUGUGCUGCUGUGCGUAGACGAUCAUCGCCAGAUUCUGCACCAUCCUGCGAUUCGCGAGGAUAUUACCGUAGUACUCAAUGUCAUCGUGGCCUUGGUCUUUGUUGGUGCGUCGAUCCGCAUGGAGUUGAGUUUGCUGGUACUAGAACACGUGGUACAAGACCGGAUUGCGACACGAUUGUAGACAAGAUAAGCAGCGGUGGACUCAAGACCAACAAUGUAGAUCUCGAUGAUGAUGAAGAUGGUGAUAUUGAUUCUGCUCAGGAUCUUGAAGGUUCGGCUGAUCAACCUUUAGAUUUUUAGAUUUCCUAAUACAUUUCCCAGGGAGCGACAACAAGUAAUAGAAGUAUAGCAUCUUAACCGAUAAAAGCAAAAAUCAAUCAUACUAAUUAAAGAAAAGAUACGCGCAUUCAGUCCAUGUCGUCCAUUAUCCUCAUGAAUAGCCAUUGUAAUCGGAAUGUUCUCCAUAUCAUCAUCGGCCGUCUGUCAAUCCUAUGGAAAUUCAUGCGUGAUAAAUGAAACGUGAGCCUAAGUGAAUUCUGAGAACAACGAAAAACACGACGAUCAUUAAUUAUGAGAAAGACGGAUUUGAAGUAAGUCGCAUUGAACAGACAGCGAUCAUUAUUGAAUUGUAAUGAUUUCAAUUCUACUUCAUUCUAGUUAGAAAAUCUCAACGUCAUUCACGUUAAUGUAGCAAAUGUCUUACCUGUCGCAAUAAUAAAUAAUCGCGCAUUUUGUAAACGACAUUUGAAAAAUACGAGUGUACGCAAGUCAUAGACUUUAUAUACAUGGAGAGAGAGAGAGAGAGAGAAGGAAGAAAGAAACAAGAAAAGAAAAGAAAGGAGAAAAUAAGAGAAGAACGAAGAAUAAGGGUUAGAUUAGAUUAAAUUAAGUUAAGAUUAGGAAAAGAGAGGGUAUUUCUUAUCUUUUCUUUUACCAACGAAAGCUUAUGCUAGAAAUAUCCUAUUAAAAUUGGCCGACAAUUUCACAUAUAUCGUAUUGUCAGUGUUUAUUGCUGUACAGUGCGUGUCAACGAUUCUAUCCUAGGCAAGGCAAGGGGAGUGUAGAAGUAGCCAACUAGUCGACAGCGUGGCAGUGGCUGAUUGGCCAGUUCUACGCUCCUCUUGCCCCGCGUAGGACAGGAUCGUUGACGCGUACUGUACAAUCACGCAUUGCGCCCACGUUUGCAGAAUAAUCUUAUUUCAAUGAUAAGAUAUUAAUUUUUACUCAAGUCGGUUACACAAUACAAGUAUACACAAUAGUGAAUUUUCACUAAACUAUCCACACUUUUGAUGUUGUCCCAAAUCACAUCAUUUUCAUUUUGAAAAUAAUACAAAGCUUAAAUUUGUUUUCAAUAAAUUGUAAAAUUAGUUUACUAUAAUGAGAGUUAUAUUAUAAUGCGAUAGAUGCAGCUAUAUAUUUUUAGUCAGAUGCAUGUUAGAAACUUAGUCUGAAAACAUUAAAAUGUCACUGCUGUGUACAGAUUUUUAUGUUAGAUUAAAGGCUAUUGCGCACAGGACGAGACAACGCGUUCCGCGCGACGAAAACUGACGCGAUAGCCAAUACAAAAGUUGAAUUGAGUUCAAUUUUGACGCGCGGAUGUUAUGUAUCUGCUGAUUGGCUAUCGCGUCAGCUUCUGUCGCGCGGAAUGCGUUGCCACGUUCUGUGUGCAGUAGCCCUAAAUAAUGCUAAAAGUGAUGCAACUAUUUUAAAGUGAACAGAAUAUAUAGCUAUAUUAAACUAUAUAUAUUAAUGUUAUACCUACUUAUAAACUUAUCAUCAGAUAGCACAAAACAUCCUCAGAAUCAUUCUAAAUAUGUCCAGAAUAAUUCAAGACAUUUGUGUAGAACAUUUUAAGAUAUCAUUAUAAAUAUAUUUUAUAA